This is a messenger RNA of Tachysurus vachellii, 1437 nucleotides long. RefSeq names its product fibrinogen C domain-containing protein 1-like. NCBI's taxonomy places the organism in Eukaryota, Metazoa, Chordata, Actinopteri, Siluriformes, Bagridae. The transcript is spliced from 7 exons. The coding region runs from base 64 to 1437 and encodes 457 amino acids. The record is from RefSeq and is a predicted model, not a curated record.
GUGUUUUUUUUUAAAUUUUUUUUAUUAAUUACCGGAGAUACCUGGUGAAGGGGAUCAAACAUCAUGAACAGCGUCACGGAGCUUGAAGAUGGACCGCAGCACAAGACUCAGAGGAGGAGCUGUAGUUACCUCCUGUGCACCAUCCUGCUCUUCAUUGCUGUGCUACUGGCUCUCACCGUAACAGGCACCAUCCUCUUAAUGAACCACUCCCAGGCAUCCUCAGGCCCUGAUGCUCCGCCUGUCAUCACUACCAAUCAAGAUGAAGGCAACGCACUGGUGACAGUGGAGAGAGGAGAUGGCUCCCGCAUUAACAUCUUCAUCGAGCCCAACUGCCCCGACUACAACAGCAACUUCUUGCGACUGGAGGGGGUUCAGACGUCACUGCUGCACUCGCUCAGCCACCAUGACACAGACCUGAAGUCCGUUAAAGGACAGGAGCGAGGUCUUCUCGUCCAACUGGCCGAGGAGAUCGCUAAGCUGUCAGCCCACAUUAAUCAGCUGAAGUCGGAGUACAACGUGCUGAGGCAGGGCCAGAGCAGCAUCAGCCAGGAGAUCAGCAUGCUGCAGACCGAGCAGGCCAGGCUCAUCCAGCUGUUGUCAGAGACUCAGAUCAACAUGAUGAAGGUUGUAAACUCUCUCCACGACAUGCUUGACGCAGUGCAUAAGGACGCAGGCGGCGAGAGGGGGCUCCUGAAGGCGGAUCUGCUUCAGAAGGCUCCGGUUCGCAGCGGCGUCCGGCCCAGAGGAUGCGCCAGAGGAGACGGCUCCCAUCCCAGAGACUGCAGUGAUAUCUACGCCAGUGGACAGAGGGAAGAUGGGAUCUAUUCGGUGUUUCCUAUUCACUUCCCGUCAGGUUUCCAGGUUUACUGUGACAUGAGCACUGACGGAGGAGGCUGGACGGUCUUUCAGCGCAGAGAGGAUGGCUCCGUAAACUUCUACAGGGACUGGGCUGCAUAUCGUGAGGGCUUCGGGAAGAUCACAGGGGAACAGUGGCUUGGACUGAAGCGGAUUCACGCUCUGACCAUCCAGGCUAAUUAUGAGUUGAGGAUUGACCUGGAGGACUUUGAGAACAGCACUUCCUUCGCGCAGUAUGGAUCCUUCGGCGUUGGAUUGUUCUCUGUUGACCCGGACGAGGACGGCUACCCGUUGAGCAUAGCGGACUACUCAGGAACCGCUGGUGACUCAUUACUCAAACACAACGGCAUGAAGUUCACUACAAAGGACAAGGACAACGAUCACUCGGAGAACAACUGUGCAUCCUUCUACCACGGAGCCUGGUGGUACCGGAACUGCCACAUGUCCAACCUGAACGGACAGUACCUACGAGGCCAGCACUCGUCUUACGCCGACGGCAUCGAGUGGUCCUCCUGGACGGGCUGGCAGUACUCGCUAAAAUUCACGGAGAUGAAAAUCAGGCCUAUAUGUGAGGAAAAUUAG